This is a messenger RNA of Erinaceus europaeus (western European hedgehog), 6756 nucleotides long. RefSeq names its product general transcription factor IIIC subunit 1 (gene GTF3C1). Lineage: Eukaryota; Metazoa; Chordata; Mammalia; Eulipotyphla; Erinaceidae. Gene Ontology annotation, molecular function: DNA binding. Gene Ontology annotation, cellular component: transcription factor TFIIIC complex. The transcript is spliced from 37 exons. The record is from RefSeq and is a predicted model, not a curated record. The coding region runs from base 34 to 6408 and encodes 2124 amino acids. Gene Ontology annotation, biological process: 5S class rRNA transcription by RNA polymerase III; transcription initiation at RNA polymerase III promoter.
CAGGCGCCCUGGGCGCAGCCGAGAGAGGUAGCAAUGGACGCCUUGGAGUCGUUGUUGGACGAGGUGGCCCUGGAGGGGCUCGAUGGCCUCUCCCUGCCGGCGCUCUGGAGCCGCCUGGAGACGCGGUCGCCGUCCUUCCCGCUCAUUCUGGAGCCGUACACGCAGGAGUUUCUGUGGCGGGCUCUUGCGACGCACCCGGGCAUCAGCUUCUAUGAGGAGCCUCGGGAGCGACCCGACCUCCAGCUCCAGGACCGCUAUGAAGAAAUUGACUUGGAAACAGGGAUCCUGGAGUCGAGGAGGGACCCGGUGUCGCUUGAGGAUGUCUACCCCAUCCACAUGAUCUUAGAGAACAAGGACGGCAUCCAGGGCUCAUGCCGCUACUUCAAGGAGAGGAAAAACGUCACCAAUGACAUCAGGACGAAGUACAUGAAGCCCCGCUGUACGAUGCUGGAAGCCUUUGGCAGGUGGGGGAAGAAGCUCAUCAUCGUGGCCUCCCAGGACAUGCGCUACAGGGCCCUGAUAGGCUCUGAGGGCGACCCCGACCUGAAGCUCCCUGACUUCUCCUAUUGCAUCCUGGAGCGCCUGGGCCGGUCGCGCUGGCAAGGGGAGCUCCAGCGGGACCUGCACACCACCGCCUUCAAGGUCGACGCCGGGAAGCUUCACUACCACAGGAAGAUCCUCAACAAGAGCGGCCUCAUCACCAUGCAGUCGCACGUGAUCCGCCUGCCCACCGGCGCCCAGCAGCACUCCAUCCUGCUGCUCCUCAACCGCUUCCACGUGGACAGGAGGAGCAAAUACGACAUCCUGAUGGAGAAGCUGUCCAUGAUGCUGAGCACGCGGAGCAACCAGAUGGAGACGCUGGGGAAGCUGCGGCAGGAGCUGGGGCUGUGUGAAAGAACCUUCAAGCGCCUCUACCAGUACAUGCUGAAUGCAGGGCUGGCGAAGGUGAUCCCCCUGCCCCUGCAGGAGAUCCACCCUGAAUGCGGACCUUGCAAGACAAAGAAAGGGACCGACGUCAUAGUGCGCUGCCUCAAGCUGCUGAAGGAGUUCAAGCGGAAGAUGGAGGAUGACGACGACGACGAGGAGGUCAUCUCCAAGGGCGUGCCUCCUGUGGACAUCGUGUACGAGCGGGACAUGCUCACGCAGACCUACGAGCUCAUUGAGCGCAGAGGCACGAAGGGCAUCUCUCAAGCCGAAAUCCGAGUGGCCAUGAACGUGGGCAAGCUGGAAGCCAGGAUGCUGUGUCGCCUUCUCCAGAGAUUCAAAGUUGUCAAGGGCUUCAUGGAAGACGAGGGCCGGCAGCGCACCACCAAAUACAUCUCCUGCGUGUUCGCGGAGGAGAGCGACCUCAGCCGGCAGUACGAGCGGGAGAAGGCCCGGGGCGAGCUCCUGACCACCGUGAGCCUGGCCUCCGUGCCUGAGGAGACGCUGCUGCCCGAGGCUGAGGACACCUUCCUCUCCGAGUCAGACAGUGAGGAGGAGGGUGGAGGCGGCGGCGGCAGCGGCAAGAAGAAAGGCAGAGGGGCCCAGGGGGGCGCCAAGUCCUCCUCCAGCCACGGUCCCUGGACUCAGCCCCAUCACUCCACCCCGACCAAGGGUGGCUGGAAGGUGCUCAACCUGCACCCGCUCAAGAAGCAGUCAUCAUCAUCACCAGGGGCCGCGGAGGACAGGGCCAGCCGGGGCACGGCGGGCACGGACGGCCUCCUGGAAUCCAGCACCUCCUCAGACACCGGAGUGGCCUUUGGCACCCACUGCGUGGAGAGCAACAGCGGUGACAUAGCCGUGAUCGAAGAGGUCCGGCUCGAAAACCCGAAGGAGAGUGGUGGCUCACAGAAGGCUGGGAAGCACGGCCCUGGCCCCGACAAGCCCCACGAGACUUACCGGCUGCUGAAACGCAGGAACCUUAUCAUAGAAGCCGUCACCAACCUCCGCUUGAUUGAGAGCUUGUUCACGAUUCAGAAAAUGAUCUUGGAUCAGGAGAAGCAAGAAGGCGUGUCCACCAAGUGCUGUAAGAAGUCCAUCGUCCGCCUGGUGCGGAACCUGUCGGAGGAGGGUCUCCUGAGACUGUACCGGACCACGGUCAUCCAGGACGGCAUCAAGAAGAAGGUGGACCUGGUGGUGCACCCGUCCAUGGACCCUAAUGACCCUCUCGUGAGGAGCGCCAUCGAGCAGGUCCGUUUCCGGAUCUCCAAUUCCAGCACAGCCAACAGAGUGAAGGUUCCCCAGCCUCCGGUGCCCGCAGAGGAGAUGGAGGAGGACGAGAGUCAGGAGAAAGAGGGCAUGAGCGAACUGGAUACCUCCCAGUCCACCACUGCUUCCUCCAAGCCUGAAGGCGGACGGGCCAAAAAGACAGAUGAGAAGAUGGGCAUCACCCAGCUGAAGAACUACAACCCCGUCAUAGUUCCUGGACUCGGGCGAUCUCAGGGCUUCCUGCCCAAGAUGCCGCGCCUGCGGGUGGUGCACAUGUUCCUGUGGUACCUCAUCUACGGGCACCCCGCCAGCCACACGCCCGAGCGGCUGGGCUUUGAGAGGGGUGCGGGCAGGCCGGAGCAGGGCCAGUCGGGGGUCCCGCCCUCCUACGGGAGCGACUUGGAGUCCUCCUUCGAGGACCCAUCCGGCCAGCUCCCCCGGGAGACCGACGUGGAUCUCUCCGCAGAGAAAGUGUACGUGGACGAGGCCUCCUGGACACGCUACGUCCCGCCCAUCCCCAUCCACAGGGACUUUGGCUACGGCUGGGCCCUGGUCAGCGACCUGCUCCUCUGCCUGCCCCUCUCCAUCUUCGUCCAGAUCGUGCAAGUCAGCUACAAGGUGGACAACCUGGAGGAGUUUCUCAGCGACCCUCUGAGGAAGCACAUGCUGAUCCGCUUCCUCCCCAGGCACAUCCGGCAGCAGCUUCUCUACAAGAGACGCUACAUCUUCUCGGUGGUGGAAAGCCUGCAGCGGCUGUGCUACAUGGGGCUGCUCCAGUUCGGCCCCACGGAGAAGUUUCAGGACAAAGACCAGGUCUUCAUCUACUUGAAGAGGAACGCGGUCAUCCUGGACACCACCACCUGUGACCCGCACUACAACCUGGCCCACAGCACUCGGCCCUUCGAGAGGCGUCUGUAUGUGCUCAACUCCAUGCAGGACGUGGAGAACUACUGGUUCGACCUGCAGUGCAUCUGUCUCAACACCCCGCUAGGCAUCGUGCGCUACCCGCGGGGCAAGAAGACCAGCAACGUGGACCAGGGCAGCGACGAGGAGGGUAACCUGCAGAAGGAGCAGGAGAACGCCAUCGACAAGCACAACCUGGAGCGCAAGUGCGCCAUGCUGGAGUACACCACGGGCAGCCGGGAGGUGGUGGAUGAAGGCCUGAUCCCCGGGGAUGGACUGGGGGCCGCCGGGCUGGACUCUAGCUUCUACGGCCAUCUGAAGCGCAACUGGAUCUGGACCAACUACAUCAUGAACAAGGGCAAGAAGGACAACCCCCCGGCAGAGAACGGUUUCACCACGAGGCUGCAGACAUUCCUGGCCAGGCGCUCGUUGCCGCUCAGCGCGGCAGGAGGCGGCGACAGGUCGCAGGCCUGGGGUGACGCACAGCCUGGGGAGCUCUGCACCGACGGGAUGGAGCAGGUGGAGGUGGAGCUGGAGCGCGAGCCCACGGAGGACCGGAACCAGAAGGUGAAGGGGGGGAAGAACCAGAGGCGGAAGCGGCUCAAAGUCCUCAAGGACCCGGCGGUGAAGAAGAUGAAGAGAAAGAGGAAAGAAGAGACCCCAGAGGCCAAAAACAAGAGGCUGCGCUACCACGACGAGGCCGACCAGAGCGCCCUGCAGAGGAUGACGCGGCUGCGCGUCACCUGGUCCACGCAGGAGGACGGGCUGCUCAUGCUCUGCCGCAUCGCCAGCAACGUCCUUAAUGCCAAGGUGAAGGGCCCGUUUGUCCCCUGGCAGGUCGUGCGGGACAUUCUGCACGACACCUUUGAAGAGUCUCUGGAUAAAACAUCCCAUUCGGUGGGGCGACGCUCUCGCUACAUCGUCAAGAACCCACAGGCCUACCUGAACUACAAGGUCUGCCUCGCCGAGGUGUACCAGGACAAGGCACUUAUUGGAGACUUCAUGAGCCGGAAAUACGACUAUGCAGACCCAAAGGUUUGUGCCUUUGAGUUUCGAGAAUUCGUGGAGAGGCUCAAAGAGAAGUUCAGUUCAGCCCUAAGGAACUCUAACUUUGAGAUUCCAGACACACUGGAGGAGCUCUUUGCCAGAUACCGAGUUCUGGUGAUUGGGGAUAAACAAGAUCAAAUGGGAAAAGAGGAUGAACUGAACAGCGUGGAUGACAUCCACUUCCUGGUGCUUCAGAACUUGAUCCAGAGCACGCUGGCCCUCUCAGACAGCCAGAUGAAGUUCUGCCAGUCUUUCCAGACCUUCCGCCUGUACCGUGAGUACAAGGACCAGAUCCUGGUGAGGGUCUUCAUGGAAUACCAGAAGAAGAGCCUGGUCAACCGGCGCCGCAUCAACCACAUGCUAGGCCCCAAGAAGAACCGGGCACUGCCUUUCGUGCCCAUGUCCUACCAGCUCUCCCAGACCUACUACAGGGUCUUCACGUGGCGUUUCCCCAGCACCGUCUGCACAGACUCCUUCCAGUUCUUCCAGAGAGUCCAGGCUGCGGGCAAGAAGGACCAGGCUGACCGCUUCUGCUUUAAGGACCAGGAGGCCAGCGACCCUGCCAGUGACCUGGUGGCCUUUGCCCUGGACAGCCCUGGGGGCUACUGCGUGGGCGCCCUCACCCUGCUCUCCCUGGGGCUGGUGUCGGUGGACGUCAGGAUCCCUGAGCAGAUUGUUGUGGUGGACAGCUCCAUGGUGGACAACGAGGUUAUGAAGGGCAUGGGGAAGGAUGGCGCCACGGAAGAGGACGAGGAUGAGGACGAGGAGCUGGACGAGGGCGUGAGGGGCCGGGGCAGGGGCCGGCGCCGAAGCCGAAGCAGCAGCGGGGGUGGCGGCAUCGAGGUGAAGGCCAGCCAGGCCUCCCACACCAACUACCUGCUGAUGCGCGGCUACUGCGUGCCCGGCAUCGUCAGCGUGCGCAACCUCAACCCCAACGACAACAUCGUGGUCAACUCCUGCCAGGUCCGCUUCCGGCUCCGCCACACACCCGCGUCCACUGGGCUCCAGCCCCACGUCACCCCGCUGGACGAACUGGCCACGGGUGUCUCCUGCCUCCCUGACGCUUUCACCAGGCUGGUGGACAGCCAGGGCGCCUGCAGCCUGGAGGAGUUCGUGCAGCGGGCGGAGCUGGCGGGCUACAGCCCCGAGGACGUGUGCGCUGCCCUGGAGCUGCAGGGCACCAUCGCUGCCGCCGGCUGCUUUGGGGUGGACAGGACGGACCUGCGCCGCCGCUUCUGCUUGUUGGAGCAGAGGGACGGGGGACGCACGCGCACCCUCUCCCACUACCUCCAGGAUCUUGUGGAACAGCAGCAGGUGCUGGAGGUCGGUGCCAACUCCGUCCGCCUGGUGACGGUGGCCUCGGCCCAGCCCUGGCUCCUGCACUCAGUGGGGCUGGCAGGCAGAAGGGACAGUGCCGACACCCCGAGGGAGGACACCCAGGCCAGGCCCCCGGAUGGGCCCUCCUAUGAGGAUGGCUUCCCCCAGACCCCCCUGGGCACCAAGAGAAGCGCCAGCUGGGGCAGCCCCUCCACAGCCUCUGGGGACAAAGGGCUGGACCCCAACGGCGCCCGGGAGCCCCCCGCCAAGAGGCCCCUGCUGGAGGACAUGAUGCAGCUGACACCCAGCUCCCUGCUUGGAGAGGAGGAGGCGGGCAGCUUGGCCGACCCCAUGGCCCCCGCAGACAUGGCGAUGCUGGGCCUGCAGCGGGAAGAGCAGGACGGUGCCCUGGACCGGGGGCCGCCAAUAGGCCAGGCCCAGUUGCUGGUGGGCUCAGAAGACACCAGAGGUCUGUCCGAGAGCCCCAUGGUUGGCAACUUGCUCCCCACCACACCAGACAGGCCUCUGGAGACCGUGCAUUUCCUGAGCCGCCCGUGGCGCGUGGUGGACGGCCAGCUCAACACGCCGGUGUGCAAGGGCAUGCUGGAGGCCGUGCUGCACCACGUGAUGACGCGGCCCGGCGUGCCCGAGGCCCGGCUGCUGGAGCACUACCAGGGGGUCCUGCAGCCCGUCGCCGUGCUCGAGCUGCUGCAGGGCCUGGAGGCACUGGGCUGCAUUAAGAAACGCUUCCUGAGGAAGCCGGCGCCUGUCUCGCUCUUCUCCAAGCCGGAUGAGGAGGACGAGGACGAGGACGAAGGUGGGGACAGGGACGGGGUGCCCUGCCCCGAGGAGAACUUCACCGUUUUCUACGAGCCCACGCUGGACUGCACCCUCCGCCUGGGCCGCGUGUUCCCCCACGAGGUCAACUGGAACAAGUGGAUGCACUUGUGAGGCACGUGGGGCCUCCAGGACCCCAUCCUACCCCCCCACACACACCCUGACCACUGGGCUGCCGGGGUUUGCCUUGUCAAGCACCCCUCACAGUCCAGACCCAGCCGCCUCCCCCCAGAGACCGGUGCCCCUGAGAGGCGAGGACGGGGCAACCCAGCAGAGGCUGAGGGGCCCAAGGGCCCUUUACCUGACAAGGACUCGCCACCUGCCGGUUGGCAAGAAACAGCCUCUGUGGGUUUGGGGAUUUUGGUUAUUUUAAUCUCCCUCUUCAAAAAUAAGCUACGGUCCACCACCCCACCACCCCCUGCAUGUAUUUAUUCCUUUUUUUUUUAUUAAAGUGAUAUAAAA